ACGGCUCGGACCGGCGUUGCGUCCGCAUCGCCCCACCGUGCUGCCUGUGCCGCGCUGCGCCCAGCUGCGCUGUCUUGUGUUCGCGCGCGAGUGCUGUGUGUGUGUGUGUGUGUGUGUGUGUGCGUGCGGGGAGAUGGAGUGACGGCAAGUCCAGUGUGGUGGUGCCAGUGUGAUUCAAGUGAUUGCCUUGCCUCGCGCAGGGCGGCCAGGCCCAAUCCUGGCGCACGCAGGCACGCUGAGUCUCUUCCAGGGAACCGGAGCGCUCUCCCACGGAGUGCCGAUGCGCGAGAAGAAGGGCGGCGCGCUGAGCCGCGUGCAGAAGCUCAAGAAGCGCCUGAGUCACAGCUUCGGCAGAUUAUCCAUCUCCAAGGAGGACCCGGACCAUGCCAACCGCGGGGCCAAGCUGCCCUUCAAUGGCUACAGCGACGAGUUCCUGGACCGCCUGGAGCCCAACGGCAACAUCCCCAACGAGAAGGACUGCAGAUUCGACUGGGAGCACGAGGGCGUGCGCCGGCAGCUGUCCGUGUCGUCCGACUCGAAGCUCCUGGACGAGGACAUCCGCGAGGAGGCGCGCGUCAUCCUGCGGCCCAAGAAGCCGCCGCGGCCCAAGUCGGAGGUGUUCCUCAACAAGCAGGCGCAGGACCCCGCCGGCCGCCGGAGGACCAAGCGCUUCUCCGCCUUCGGGGGAGACUCUCCGUUCGGCAAGUCGGACGCGUACGUCAAGCUGGAGCAGCUGGGUGAGGGUUCCUACGCCACCGUCUUCAAGGGCUUCAGCAACUUGACCAACCAAGUGGUGGCGCUGAAGGAGAUCCGCCUGCAGGAGGAGGAGGGCGCCCCCUUCACGGCCAUCCGGGAGGCGUCGCUCCUCAAGGACCUCAAGCACUCCAACAUCGUCACCCUGCACGACAUCGUGCACACGCGCCACACCCUCACCUUCGUGUUUGAGUAUGUGCACACCGACCUGUCCCAGUACAUGGAGCGGCACGCGGGCGGCCUGGAGAGGCACAACGUGCGCCUCUUCCUGUUCCAGCUGCUCCGGGGGCUGGCCUACUGCCACAAGCGGCGGGUGCUGCACCGCGACGUCAAGCCCCAGAACCUACUCAUCAGUGAGGCGGGCGAGCUAAAACUGGCAGACUUUGGUCUUGCACGUGCCAAAUCGGUUCCGUCCCACACCUACUCUCACGAGGUGGUGACACUAUGGUAUAGGCCGCCUGAUGUUUUAUUAGGGAGCACAGAAUAUUCCACAUCACUGGACAUGUGGGGCGUAGGCUGCAUAUUUGUCGAGAUGAUUACUGGUAUCCCUCUAUUUCCUGGUGUACGUGACACGUAUGAUCAACUUGACAAAAUAUUUAGGAUAUUAGGCACACCAACAGAGGACACUUGGCCGGGAUCAACUCAUCUGCCAGGCUAUAAUGUCAACAAAUUAUGUUUCUAUCGACCGCAAAGACUGGGACUUGCCAUUCCCCGACUGUAUGACAUCAAGGACGGUGAAAACAUGGCAGCAGCUUUACUACAGUUAAAUCCUGACAAGAGACUGGGAGCAGAGGAUGCCUUGAAACACCGAUACUUUACAUCUUUGCCAAAGAAACUUUAUGAACUGCCAGAUGAGGCGUCGGUACUCGAUGUUGAAGGUGUCCAUUUGUACCCUGAACUCCGGAUGACUGGGAAGACCUGAGGGUCGGCUGGAUUGCGGCGGCCGCCCUGGUACCCAAGAUACCCAGCGUACUGAUACCGAAUACCUCACCUGGAGGAUUAAGGAUUCCAAGGCUCUCGUCUCGUCACGCGUGUUGCGAGCUCGCUGUCCUGUCCUUCAAGUGGUGCUCGUCUGUUGCGUUGUUCGUGUCGCUGUCGCACGGAAUACCUGUCUGUCUGUUUCGUACGUUAUGUAAAUGUAGAGCAGACUGCCAUCAUGGUCCAUUUGCUGCAAUGGACAACUCAUUGGUUGUGAUACACUUUUGUUCAUUGUCAUACCACAAGGAUAAGAUGACUUGCUGGUAUGCCUUUUUUGCCUAUUCUAUUAUUGUUGUGGAGAAAUGUGGCACUCUUUUAUUGUAUUAGGUAGACUUCAUUUUCUCUUAUUCAGGCUGUGUGUGAUAAAAGUUUUAUCCUAGUUAUCUCUUAAAUGGUUUAGACAAAUGCGGCUCCUUGGUUUGGAGUUUCCUCUCUUCCCUGCCAUGAUUUUUGGUGGUACAAAUAUCACACAGCAGCUCCCAAAAACCACCUGUUACAUCAUUUUCAUCUCUUUUCGACAACUUUUCGGUUCAAGUACAUAUAGUGACGUUGAGAAGGUCCAACUAAGCCACUGUGUUAAAGGCACAUAAAAUAUAGAUAUCUGCCCAUUGAAGUCAGGAAAAAUGACAAAUUUCAUGUCCGUGUUUCCCUGACAAAGAAAAAUUCAAAAAAAAAAAAAA
Molecule: messenger RNA, 2411 nt
Organism: Thrips palmi
Lineage: Eukaryota; Metazoa; Arthropoda; Insecta; Thysanoptera; Thripidae
Gene: Eip63E
Product: cyclin-dependent kinase 14
Exons: 11
Coding region: 281-1675 (464 amino acids)
Biological process (GO): protein phosphorylation
Cellular component (GO): cytosol; cytoplasm; nucleus
Molecular function (GO): cyclin-dependent protein serine/threonine kinase activity; ATP binding; cyclin binding
Source: RefSeq, a predicted model, not a curated record